ACCACUGCUGCAUGUACCCCUACAGAGGGAUGCUAAAACUGAGCAUCCUGACAACACACGCACACAUUCAAAAUAACAUACACCGUAUUGCACACACAGACUCAAAAUAACACACACCAUGUUGCAUACACUCUCAAAAUAACACACACUGUAUUGUGUGCACACACUCAAAACAACACACACCGAAUUGUACUUACUCACUCAAAAUAACACACACCAUAUUGUACGUACACACUCAAAAUAACACACACCAUAUUGCACGCACACACAUUUAAAAUAACACACACCAUAUUGCAUGCACACACUCAAAAUAACACACACCCUGCACGGACACACUCAAAAUAACACACAACGUAUUUCAUGCACACACUCAAAAUAACACACAACCACUCAGAACAAGACACAUGUACAAUGUCACACUCUCAUAGAGAACAUACACACUCAACCCUCCUGUCUGCACACCCUGUUUCCAUUGCAAAUGGAGUGCUUUGGCGUGGGCCCUUAGAUCCUCAAAAGGUUAUACAGCUGCACCAUUGAGAGUAUCUUGACUGGCUGCAUCUCCUCUUGAUAUGGCAACUGCUUGGCAUCCGACCAGAAGGAACUACAAAGGGUAGUUUGUACAACCCAGUACAUCACUGGGUCCGAGCUCCCUGCCAUCCAGGACCUCUAUACCAAGCCGUCAAAGGAAGGCCCUAAAAAUUGUCAAAGACUCCAGCCACCCAAGUCAUAGAAUGUUCUCUCUUCUACCACACAGCAAGCGAUACGAUGCACCAAGUCUGGAACCAACAGGACCAUGAAUGGCAUCCAUUCUCAAGCCAUAUACUGCUCAAUAGUUAACCAAAUACCUACGCAGAUCAUCUGCAUUGACCCCCUUGUGCACUAAAAAUUUGAAUAAUCACAUUAGCUGCUGCCCCCGCAUAUUAUCAAUCCUGGUGCCUCAUCUUUAUCCCUACCUACAGUAUACAGUACUUACAUAUUUACCUCAAUUACCUCGUACGCAUGCACAUUGACUCUGUGCUGGUAAAGAGACAAAUAAUCGUUACUCACUGUGUUUUUAUUUCUUGUGUUAUUAGUUUUCUAUUUUGUAUUUUAUUGUGUAUCUGCAUUGUUGAGAAAGGCCCGUAAGUAAGCAUUUCACUGUUUGUGUCCACUUGUUGUUUACAAAGCAUGUGAAAAAUAACAUUUUAUUUGGCCUGUUUUUUUUGGGCUCCCGAACAUAAAAUUACACAAUUGUCAUACAUCUGCACCAGCGCAUUCAGAGCAGAGCCGAAUAGCAAUCAGCCACGCUUUGCCCCGUGACUCUUAGUGGCUGUGAUAGCUUUGUCUCCUCCAUCCUCUUAUCUCCACGCUUCUAAUGGUUACAUAGUUUUACACCCAGCCCUGCCACAGCACAGCUGAACAGAGCAUUAUGUUAUAUCACUAGGCUAGCUCCCUACAGCAAAUGUGUUCCGGGGGGGCUAAACGGUCAGCCAGCUAUUUCUCUCAUUUCAAUCUCCUUGUGUUCUAUGAAAAAGAGAGAGAGUGUGGUGAAUGUAUAAUGUAACUUGUGUUAUCAUUGCUAUCUCUGCACAUUGAGACAUUAUUUAAACAUGGCUAAUUUGCCGGUUUGAAUAGAAUAGCAAUCUGUACAGUUUCCAUCUCUUUAUUAUCUGCUCAGCAUUGCAUGAGCGAAGUUCAGGGAGUGAAGAAGAAGACUUACCAGAUGGAAUGGUCAAAGUAAAUCAAGUAAACAACACAUCAAGCUAUGAAAGAUGAAUAGACAUGUUUUGUUUGUCCCUAAACCUCCCAGCAAUGCUUACAUUGCAGAUUAUGUUUAUAGACGCACACGUACACACACGCACGCACGCACGCACGCACGCACGCACGCACGCACACACACACACACACACACACACACACACACACACACACACACACACACACACACACACACACACACACACACACACACACAGCAUCUCAUCACAGAUGAUCAUGUCAGCAGACACCUUGUUUCCUGCUUAAAAUGGAUCACUUUGUAAUGGUAGUUGUGAACUUUACCCCAAAGUCAACAUAUAGGCUGACAUACCAUUCAUGCUGUUCUACAUGUGAUAUCAAAUGAUAAUAACAGGUGAUGAUGGUGAUGGAUACAUUACUCUUAUUUUUAUUUAUCAACUUCCAUUAUAACAUGUAGCUGGGCUGUACUAUUUUUUAUAUGGAUAAGAGGUGAAUCAGGUUUGGAAAUAGAAAAUAACCAAACAGGUAAUUCUAGCCACCUGCAGUCUCCCCUCAGCUGUUCCUUAUCCAAAGUAAACUCAGACCUCUCUCUCUCUCUCUCUCUCUCUCUCUCUCUCUCUCUCUCUCUCUCUCUCUCUCUCUCUCUCUCUCUCUUUCUCUCUUUCUCUCUUUCUCUUUCUCUCUCUCUCUUUCGCUUAGUUUGACGAUAGGUUGGUCUUAGGAGUGAUGUCACCCACUUCACUCCCGCAUGCACACAAAUUCCACUAGCAGUGUGUGUCUCGCAGUGCGCGCUGCCUCUUGUGCGUAACUGGCGACACAAGGCUUUAACAACAAAAAACUACAGCACUGCGCACGGGAAAGACCGAGAGAUAACAGAAACAACAUGUUGCUAAUGCUCCUGGAACGUUAGCCUAACAUGUAGACUUACUUAUCUGGUUUCCGGACUUUAUAGUGGCAACCACAUACUGGAUACGUUGUGGCCACGGAGCGAGCUGGGCUUGGGUCGCCAACAUUUUGCGGACCCUCUAUGGAACUGAAGAUGAGAGCAGCUCGCCAGGACGCAAUGGGCCCUCGGGUAUUUUACCAAUGUGCUCUAUAUCUGUUCACUGAUCACACAACCUCACGCACAGCGCGUCUCCACUGAUUACAUUCUCUAGGACUAAUGACUUGAUCAACAUUUGAAUGCUUCCAAGUUAAGUGUUUUGGGGCGGAAAGGCACACACUAAAAAUUAACCAAGAGAAGAUGCGUUCAGGAUGGAUGUAGCCAAGUUUACCACCGUUACCAAUACCUCGCAGGAUACCAACACCUCGAGCGCCCCAAGACCUCUCCCGCAAACGGAGGUGGGCUCCGCGCUCAUAAUCCUUGUGGUCACCGUGAUCAUUCUGGUCACCAUCGUCGGUAACGCGCUGGUCAUCGUGGCCGUGCUCACCAGCCGGGCUCUCCGCGCCCCCCAGAACCUUUUCCUGGUGUCCCUGGCGUGCGCAGACAUCCUCGUGGCGACACUGGUCAUCCCGUUCUCCCUUGCCAAUGAGGUCAUGGGUUACUGGUACUUUGGGAGCACCUGGUGCGCCUUUUAUCUGGCACUGGACGUCCUCUUCUGCACCUCCUCCAUAGUCCACCUGUGCGCCAUCAGUCUGGACCGCUACUGGUCAGUCACCAAGGCCGUGAGCUACAACCUGAAGCGGACCCCCAAGCGAAUCAAGUCCAUGAUAGCCAUGGUGUGGGUCAUCUCCGCCGUCAUCUCCUUCCCACCUCUCAUCAUGACCAAGCACAACGAGCAUGAGUGUCUGUUAAACAACGAGACCUGGUACAUCCUAUCUUCUUGCCUCGUGUCCUUCUUCGCCCCGGGCCUCAUCAUGAUCCUGGUGUACUGUAAAAUCUAUAAAGUGGCCAAGCAGCGCUCCUCCACCGUGUUCGUGGCUAAGACCGGCCUGGAGAGGCAGCCCUCUCAGUCCGAGACGUGCUUCGUGAGGAAGGAGCGGAUGGAGAUGGAGAGCCCCAGUAGCCAGAGCUCCGAGGACCACCACAGGCAGGAGGAGCUGGAUUAUAUCGACUUGGAGGAGAGCUGCUGUACGUCGGACAACAAACCACGGAACCACCGCUUCUCCAAGCGUAGGAAGGUGGAGGUCUCGGACUGCUGCCCGCCACAGAGCUGCCGUCUCUCCUGGGCCUCAGCGCGCGCCUCGCAGCUUUUCCAAGACCCACAAAACGCUACCAACGCGACCCUGGUGGCCCAGCGACAUCACCUCGCGGCACAUCGGCAUCACCUCGUGGCGGCUGCGUCCAAGACUAAAGUGGCCCAGAUGCGCGAGAAGCGCUUCACGUUCGUGCUGGCCGUGGUGAUGGGGGUGUUCGUACUCUGCUGGUUCCCUUUCUUUUUCACAUACAGCCUGCACGCGAUCUGCAGGGAGAGCUGCUACAUACCCGGCGCGCUCUUCAACGCCUUCUUCUGGAUUGGCUACUGUAACAGCUCAGUGAACCCUAUGAUAUAUACCAUUUUCAACAGGGAUUUCCGUAAAGCGUUUAAGAAAAUCGUAUGCCGGACUUCAAAACGCACUAAUACCACUUGAAAAGAAGGGUCACUUUGAAGCUGACUGACUGACUGUGCGUCACUGCUCAUCGAAACAGACGUCAGUUCUUCACCUAAGCACGCAUCCCUGCACCUCUGAAUGACUAUAUUCGUUCCAAAAGGAACGUUUUUAUUUAAUAAUAAUAAUAAUAUGAUAUCAAAAUAUCUCGUGUUGUGCGCUAAUGUGUGAAUAUUAGAAACAAUGUACAGAGGAAAUAGGAUAUAUCAAACAAAAGCAAAAUAGAGUAUUGUUAUUGAUGAUUUAAUAUGGCUCUACUGAAUCAUAUUGACCCCUGCUUUCAAAGUUAGGAAUUCGUUUAAUAUUCAGUGAGGUAACUCAUAUAUUUAGGCCACAGCAUAAUUCCAGGGCCUUUUUAUGACCCGUUCUUUUCUGUACUUUCAUUAAUCUUUUAUGUCCCAUAAAGAUAUGAAAAAAAUCUAGCUCAGAGUAAAAGUGAAGUCAUAACCCAGAUUUCGAGGCUGAUGGAGCUGUGUGUGUGGCACUGAGAGGUUUAGGUUUUUCAAAAAAAAAAUAUUCAUCAAACUGUCAUCAAUAAGACAUGAGAGAGACUGAGUUGACAUACAUUUUUUUUUAACUUGGACUUUUUCAAAGAAUCUCAAAACGCAUAAAAAGUCAAAUAACAAAACAAAAAGUUUAAAUUAUAGAAAUUGAAAGUGUCCGUCGGCUUCGGAUGAAGUUGAGGCAGUUUGGGCUGGAAAGGCAGUGUAGACUGAGUGUACAGUAGGUACACGGUUGUAGCAUCUACUUAGGCAUUUCUUUCAUGAGUAGCCAAACUAGUUAGGAAUGGCUGCAAUUGCUUGGUCGAGUUUAAUAGAGAUGUGUCAAAAUGUAAUUAACUUUGAGUCGUGUUUAAUCCAUUAUCUAAAACGGUAUCCGAUUAUGACUGAUGUCAGGUGAGUUGAUGACGCAGAUCUCUUUGAGUGGGCUUCGGGUCUCCCUCAUCGCUGAACCCCCAAAUGCAUGCGCUGUUAUCCGUGGUGCUGAAACGCCGAGCACUACGCCGAUGGCACUAUGCUGUGACGCGAAUGCGUGACAUGGCAUAUUCAAUGGUUUGCAAAACCAUAUAUGAACUGUUAUCAAUCAGAAAAAUAUAGUGAUAUGGGAAUAUAUCUCAUGAUAUCGUGCCUCAUUUAAACACUGUAUGUAAGCAGAUAGAUCGAUCAUGCUUGGCACUUUUGCUAAAAUGAAUAUUUCCUCAUAAGUGAUGAGAACGGAAGAUUGGGAGAAAUUGCCUAUGGUAUGAGCCACCUUAAUAGCAUAAACACAAUCUAAUAUGAUUUAUGCUGCAAUUAUUUUAAUCUUCAGCCAAAGAAGAAGCUAUUGGCCAGAAGAUUAAAAACAGACCUUGAAGUCAUUACUCAGACAUUAUUGAGUGGGCACCAUGUUUUAACCUUUGGAAAUAGAAAACUCAUGUCACUACAAAUGUGUCACUACAUGCUCCAUAAUUGUUUGUGUGUGUGUGUGUGUGUGUGUGUGUGUCACAGGCGGCUGGUGGCACCAUCAUUGGGGAGGACAGGCUAGAACGGCUUGUACUUAGCUGUAUAAAAAACACAUCAAACACAUAGUUUGAUACCAAUCCAUUCACUCCAUUCCAGCCAUUAAUAUUAGCUAUCCUCCCUUUUACCAGCCUCACCAUGUGUGCAUGUGAGAGACAGAGAGACAAAGAGAGAGAGACAAAGAGAGUGAGGGAGAAAGAGAGGGAGAGGGACAAAGAGAGAGACAAAGAGAGUGAGGGAGAGAGAGGGAGAGAGAGAGAGAGAGAGAGAGAGAGAGAGAGAGAGAGAGAGAGAGAGAGAGAGAGAGGGGGAGAGGAACAGAUUGAAAACAACUGCUACCUCUGUCUGUACGUUGUCUACUGCUACCUCGGUGAACGUCUUCAGCUUUAUGGUCUGCCAGGCCUCCGUUGAGAUGGAGCCAGUAUGGAUUCAACAAUGGAGUCACGUCGUUACCCAAGCUUUGCUCUCUAACCCACUUUGUUCUGUUUGAUAUUGCAGUAUUAUGCUUGGUCUAAUUUAAACAGUAGGCUGAAUGCUUUGAAUUCCAACUCUUUAUUUACUGUAUCUCCAUUUUUAAAACCAACAAAGCCUCAAGACUUUUCUACCAUGACAAAUAAAUCCACAAUUGGCCAUAUUGCAGACAGGAUCAACAUGAGAGUGAUUCAGUGAUGUCAAAGAAGACAUGUGCGUUAGAUCUAUAGAUGUGUUUGGAUGUGGAGACUGACAGCGAAUGUUGUCAUGGGUACAUCGUAUACUGUAGAGCUGCUAGGUGAAGGGUGAAUCAUUAGACGAUGUGGAGACUGACAAAUGACAUUAUGAGGAAAUAUGGGCUCGCGACUCUAAGGCUGUGGUUUUAAUACCCAGAGAAGCCACACACUUAUCAUGUAGGAUAAGAUGUAAAUGUUGCUUUGGACCUUUGUUCUAUAGAUAGCCAAUCAGAGCAUGUUACACUUGAACUGGGUCAUGUCUCAUGCUGGGUCGUUCAAGACAAAAAUAGGAUGUAAAAUUCAAAUACAGUAUUAUAGAGAAUAUGGUGAUAUUAGGGAUACUAGUGCAUGAGAAAAACAGAAUGUGGUCAGGGAGAGGGAAGCCAUCUUGGUUCUAUUGUCUGAGCCCUGGCAGGGGGUGAGAAAUAAAUACACUAUUUAUAUCCACUGAAGAAUGUCUUCAAAGUCCCAAUGCCAUCAGACGUAUUGGCAUGGUGCCAAACACACUAAACUGGACUAAGAGUAUUUAACAGUCAAGUGGCUGAGAAAAAUAAGAAAUCAAACAAUGCAUCAUUCGGUUCUCCUGGGUUUUACUGAAGUAGAAAUGAUUUAACAAGUUGUUUGCGUUUAUUCAGGAGGUGGUUGUAAGGGGCGGGAGUGAUCAGGCACUAUUUUUUGUGUCUAUUUUUAUCUCUAAGGGAGAUGGUUUCAAGAGUGCUGCAUAUUAUUUAUAAACAGAAAUAGAGAUUGCAUGAGAUAUGUAGGAUUGAUUUGACGAUGGAGACCAUAUAUUUAGCUCAAACACAUCUGCUGUUGGUGGAAUUCAUUCAAAUGUUUCACAUAAAUAGCUUUUUCCCCCCAGGUAUAACUCUUCACUUUUGACCUAAGAUUGAAUCAUCAUCAGCUUAAUUCCAAAACAAUUAUUUUCAAACCAGCAAGAUCACAGUUCUGUAAAUGUGUUAUUGGUGUGUAAUGUAAUUUAUCAAUGGAUAUAUACUCGAUGUAGCAUAUAUAGUGACUUCAGAAAGUAUUCACACUCCUUAACCUUUCCCACAUGUUGUUGUGUUACAGCCUGGCCUGUACACAAUACCCCAUAAUGUCAAAGUGCAAUUAUGUUUUUAGAAAUGUUUACAAAUGUAUAAAAAAUGUGAAGCUGAAAUGUCUUGAGUUAAUAAGUAUUCAAUAGGUAUUCUACCCCUUUAUACGGCAAGCCUAAAUAAGUUACGGAGGAAAAGAUUUGCUUCAUAAGUUGCAUGGACUCACUCCGUAUACAAUAAUAGUGUUUAACAUGAUUCUGAAUGACUACCUCAUCUCUGUACCCCACACAUACAAUUAUCCGUAAGGUCCCUCAGUUGAGCAGUGAAUUUCAAACACAUAUUCAACCAUAAAGACCAGGGAGGUUUUCCAAUGCCUCACAAAGAAGGGUACCUAUUGGUAGACGGGUGUAAAAAAAAAUAAAGCAGACGUUGAAUAUC
Oncorhynchus keta (chum salmon) is the source of this 7986-nucleotide messenger RNA. RefSeq names its product alpha-2Db adrenergic receptor-like. The coding region runs from base 2971 to 4287 and encodes 438 amino acids. The record is from RefSeq and is a predicted model, not a curated record. The transcript has a single exon. Gene Ontology annotation, molecular function: adrenergic receptor activity. Gene Ontology annotation, cellular component: membrane. NCBI's taxonomy places the organism in Eukaryota, Metazoa, Chordata, Actinopteri, Salmoniformes, Salmonidae. Gene Ontology annotation, biological process: adenylate cyclase-activating adrenergic receptor signaling pathway.